Drosophila eugracilis is the source of this 1908-nucleotide messenger RNA. It is a transcript of the gene Idh3b, whose product is annotated as isocitrate dehydrogenase [NAD] subunit beta, mitochondrial. The coding region runs from base 173 to 1285 and encodes 370 amino acids. Lineage: Eukaryota; Metazoa; Arthropoda; Insecta; Diptera; Drosophilidae. Gene Ontology annotation, biological process: tricarboxylic acid cycle; isocitrate metabolic process. Gene Ontology annotation, cellular component: mitochondrion. The transcript has 6 exons. The record is from RefSeq and is a predicted model, not a curated record.
GCCCUGGUAGCCAGAGGCAAUCAGCUGGUUUGCGUGGUCGAUUUGGUCCUAUUGAAAUUUUCGGUUUUGGCACCGGAGCAAAAAUCACAUCGCAAUCAAAUUUCCCGUGCCCACAGGAUAUACGUUUGAUUUUUGAACAAAAGCCGGAAGAACUAGCGAACCGAAUAGCAAAAUGUCGAUGCUGGCAAGAACCGUUGGACGCACUUUCAUGCAGGCUGCGGCUGCACGUAGUCUGCACACCACGUCGACGCUCCGUUAUCCGGAUAGCUACGCCGCCAACAGGACCACCUGCACACUGGUUCCCGGAGACGGUGUGGGUCCCGAGCUGGUCUACUCCCUCCAGGAGGUUUUCAAGGCAGCCAGUGUUCCCGUUGAUUUCGAGUGCUACUUCCUCUCCGAAAUCAAUCCCGUGCUGAGUGCUAAACUGGAGGAUGUGGUGUCCUCGAUCCAAAAGAAUAAAGUGUGCAUUAAGGGUGUUUUGGCCACGCCCGACUACAGCAAUGUGGGUGACCUGCAGACUUUAAACAUGAAGCUCCGCAAUGAUCUCGACCUCUAUGCCAAUGUGGUGCAUGUCCGGAGUUUGCCCGGCGUUAAGACACGCCAUACUAACAUCGAUACUGUGAUCAUCCGUGAGCAGACCGAGGGCGAGUAUUCGGCUUUGGAACACGAGUCUGUUCCCGGAAUUGUGGAGUGUCUGAAGAUCGUUACCGCCAAAAAGUCCAUGCGUAUCGCCAAGUUUGCCUUCGACUAUGCUACAAAGAAUCAGCGCAAGAAGGUCACCGCCGUGCACAAGGCCAACAUCAUGAAGCUGGGCGACGGCCUCUUCUUGCGCUCCUGCGAAGAGGUUUCCCGGCUCUAUCCCCGCAUCCAGUUCGAGAAGAUGAUUGUGGACAACACGACCAUGCAGAUGGUCUCUAAUCCCAACCAGUUUGACGUUAUGGUCACUCCCAAUCUCUAUGGCGCCAUUGUGGAUAACUUGGCCAGUGGUCUCGUUGGCGGUGCUGGUGUCGUGGCUGGUGCCUCCUACUCCUCGGAGACUGUGGUCUUUGAACCGGGAGCACGUCACACCUUCGCCGAGGCUGUGGGCAAGAACGUGGCCAAUCCCACUGCCAUGCUGCUCUGCGGCGUGAAGCUGUUGCGCCACAUCAACCUGCCAACCUACGGCGAGAUCAUUCAGAAUGCCAUCAACAAGGUUUUGAAAGAUGGCAAAGUACGUACUAAGGAUCUGGGCGGACAAUCGACCACGCAGGACUUCACCCGCGCCAUUAUCCUGAACAUGUCUUAGGCCGUGGACACCACUGUUAUCGCCAGCGCGAUCAGCAAAUCGUCUCCAUCGUGGGCAACAACGUUGGCACUUAUAUAUUCAAACAUUAGACAGCUUCUGUUGUUGCCACAGCUAAAUUUAAAUUGUUGAAAACAAAGCACACACCUUAAAAGUUAAUAGUUUCCUUGAUGUCCAAUCUUUUUUUAUUUGUACCAAUGUCUUUUGAGUAUUAUUUCUGGCGAAUAUUUAAGUUUAGUCCAAUUGAAACGCCCCCGAGACCCGCCCCGAAUCCAAAAUCGCGAAUCCUUUAGUUUUACCAAUUGGCAGUAAUACAUUGAUCCUUGAUUAUGUUGUAAUUAUUUACGUAUUAUUUUUCCCUUAUUUUGAUUUUUGAAAUUAUCCAAUUUUAUAGCCGAAGCAUACUUUAUGUUAACAUUGUUAAAAAAACAACAAAAAAAAAAAAAAAAACAAAUGAUAUUGCUAAACCAAUUUAACUGAUAGCGGACGGCUUUGAGUGGACCCACUCCACUGGAGCUGUGAGAAUGAUAACAAUAAACUCAAAUCUAAAUUAAUUAUUAUUUAAAAGCCAAUGUCAGUUUGAGCUGUCUAAAUUUUAAGUAAUACAAACAAAAGAAAAACAAAAA